Messenger RNA from Bufo bufo (common toad), 3179 nucleotides. It is a transcript of the gene RAB8B, whose product is annotated as RAB8B, member RAS oncogene family. The record is from RefSeq and is a predicted model, not a curated record. Gene Ontology annotation, molecular function: GTPase activity; GTP binding. Gene Ontology annotation, cellular component: plasma membrane; trans-Golgi network transport vesicle; endosome. Gene Ontology annotation, biological process: cellular response to insulin stimulus; protein secretion; Golgi vesicle fusion to target membrane. The transcript is spliced from 8 exons. NCBI's taxonomy places the organism in Eukaryota, Metazoa, Chordata, Amphibia, Anura, Bufonidae. Bases 85 to 708 code for a protein of 207 amino acids.
GGUGUCCAGGCUAAGCAUUCUAUUGGUGCGAGCGGUCCCCGCGGGCCGGCGGUGGCUCCUGUUCUCUGCGAGGAAAGUGUGAAGAUGGCGAAGACGUACGACUACCUGUUCAAACUGCUGCUGAUCGGGGACAGCGGGGUCGGGAAGACGUGCCUGCUCUUCAGGUUCAGCGAGGACGCCUUUAACACCACCUUUAUCUCCACCAUCGGCAUUGAUUUUAAAAUCCGCACAAUAGAAUUAGAUGGAAAGAAGAUCAAGCUGCAGAUAUGGGACACAGCCGGACAGGAGAGGUUCCGUACUAUUACUACAGCAUAUUACAGAGGGGCCAUGGGCAUCAUGCUGGUGUACGAUAUCACGAACGAAAAGUCAUUUGACAAUAUUAAAAACUGGAUAAGAAAUAUCGAAGAACAUGCCUCGUCUGAUGUGGAGCGAAUGAUCCUGGGUAAUAAAUGUGACAUGAAUGACAAGAGACAAGUAUCCCGGGAGAGGGGGGAAAAGCUUGCAAUUGAUUAUGGAAUCAAGUUUCUUGAAACCAGCGCAAAAUCCAGCAUCAAUGUGGAAGAGGCAUUUUUCACCCUUGGUCGUGACAUCAUGACAAAACUCAACAGAAAAAUGAAUGAAGGCAGCUCUCCAGGCGGUGGAGCUCCGGUAAAAAUUACAGAAAAAUCGGCAAAGAAAAGCAGUUUCUUUCGUUGCGUGUUGCUUUGAUAAACUGAAGCACGCUAGUGAGAGGAAGAGAUGGACUGUGGCACUCCUGAUUGAAUGGCUUCUUGCCGACCGCAGGUGCUGCAAAGGCCUCUGGGGGAAAAUAAACCUGCUGUUUGCUGAAAGUGCCCGAUGUGAGACAGUUGCCGAUAUGGAUUUCUGGAGUGGAAGAAUACAAUGGGGAGCCUUUUCUUACUUUUGGAAGGAACACAUAGGAACAAACAGACUGAUAUCAAAAUCUUAACUCCCGCUCUCUUUAUUUGGCUCCAUUUUGGGUAAAGGUUGUUGUCUUUCUCAAAACCAAUCUGGUUCUGUUCCCUGUUUAGUAGUUAUUGGUUAAGGCUGUGAUGCCAUCCAUUUAUUACCAAUUUUCUGAACUGGAAGAAGCAUGGUGGCCUUAGUGAUGUAACCAUUGACCAUCUGCUCUUUGCUGCCUAUGGACCUUGUAAUGUAUUGCAACCAAAUGCUGAAAGUGACUGUUGUGGGGGUAUCGGUCUGAGCAAAUCCAGCAUAAAAUACCAUGUAGGGUCACUGGCAGGUCCCACACAACAGCAGUCAGGUUUGCUUCAAGCUGUUACAUGUCUGAAAUUUAGCCAUAUUAAACAUGAUGCAGAUGAAUAGUAAUGCAGAUAAGAAAUGUAUAUUUCAUAUGAAUGUGGAUGUCCCAUCCUGACACUCCCUUCCACCUUGCAGUUAUUAGAGGAGACCCCUGCAUUUCUUCCAUAAUUCCACUCCAUGAAUACACUUUGCAGACCACCUUCCCAAAUGCCAGAAUCUUCUUUCCGUCCAUGAUGCGGUCCUGCUUCAAUGUGAAUUCUGGCCAGUAAGUCUGUUGUCUGCAUCUGAGCAGGUGCUUUCUCCUUGCUCUGUGUUUCCUUUGAGCCAGUAGAUGGUAUAUAAGUGAAUAUUUUUUUAUUUUUAAACUAUACUGUUAAAAUAGUACUUGGGAACUUUACUAGAACGUUGGAAGAUUUAUGAAACGGUCUUAAAGAAAAUCUUUGUUGCCUGUAGCAACCAUAGUGCUCUUGAGAAAUAAAAGCUGUGGUUGCUAUGGUCAACAAAGUUAUUCAUUUAGACUAGGGAUCAGCAACUUCGGCACUCCGACUGCUGUGGAACUACAACUCCCAGCAUGCACACUUACUCGGCUGUUUUUGUAACUCCCAUAGAUGUGAAAGCAGAAUUCUGGGAGUUGUAGUUUCAGAACAGCUGUAGUGCCGGAGGUUGCUGAUCCCUGAUUUAGACAGUUCUCUAAUUCUGCCUCUGUUUUUUCACCUUCGUCUUCAUAGGGGCAGUAGCUGAACCAUUUUUUUAAGGGGUAUUUUGGUUUUUACAAUUUUUAUCUCCAUUGAACAGUAUAGGGUAUAACUGUUAGAUCGGUGGGGGUCCUACCGCUGGGAACCUGUACCCCUCUGAGCCCCCGAAGUUAACAGGUGGGCAGGUCCUAUGUACUGCUGCUCCAUUCAUCUCUGAGAGUUCUGGAGAUGGCUGGAGUACAGUACUGGGCCGUUUCCAGAACUCCCAUAGAGAUGACUAGAGUGCCAGUGCACAUGGUCGACCUGCCACUCCGUUAAUUUUGGGGCGCCCUGAGGGUUACAGGUACCCAUUCUUGUGACAGGUGGUGCGGUAGGACCCCUACUGAUCUCACACUUAUCCUCUAUCCUGUGGAUAGGGAAUAACCUGCAACAACCGGAAUACCCCUUUAAGGGGGUCCUGAAGCUAUUGGCAGUAGUCAAGGAACUUUGUAGGUCCUUUGAUAGUGUUGCUCCAUUAUAUCUUUUAAACUAUAGGGAAGAAGUACGGUUCCACAUGCCAUAGGAUGAGUGUGGACUCUUCACAUUUCAUUGGAGCAAAGUUGUGUAUGGUUUAUUAUAAAGGGAGGACCGCUGGCUAUAAAAGACCCUCUAAUUUACUGUAACAUUGAGGAUGCCUCAAACAGAUUAUUGAAUAGAGGUCCUAAUUUUUGUAAGGGACUAUCCUUUGGGAGGAGCCAAAGUUAGUUCUUGACCUGACUUAUAUUUUAUAUGUGUAUAUUUUAUGCAGCUUUGUUGCUUCCAAGAUUCUGUUUUAAGCUGUUACUAUUCUUUUUUUUAUUUGAGGGGGGAUGUCAAUUUGGAACAUCAUCGUUGCAGAGAGUUGACGUGAUAAAUGCAUGCCCCAGCAUUAUGGUCUUACGAGGACAUCUAUGCACUGACUUUAGGGAUUUAUUUGGAACGAGACCUGGAGAAACCACACUGUAUCUAUGUUUAGCCCAGUGCUUCCCAAACCUGAGUAAAUGACCUCAAAUUGGAUAUUUUUUUUGUUUUCUGGAUAAUGAUACAUGAACCCAUAAUUACCCAUCAUAAAAGGGACACUUAUUUUACAUUUAUUCAAGAUUGCCAUCUGUACUAUUGGAAAUCUCCCAAACUAUUAACAUUAAAGGGGUUGUACCACAAAUAAUGUUCGAAGUUUUUCAAACCACAAUAUUUUUUUUAAUU